AUCACACGCAUCUUUCCUCGUCACAAUCAUCAUCAUCAACACUCCUUCCCCACCACGCCCCUAUUUCUCCUCUUUAAUUAAAAGCCUUUCAUUUACAAACCCUCCCUUCUCUUCUUUUUAGCUAAAUCCCCAUUUCCCAAUAGUUAAAGCAAACCAAAUAUCCCCGUUCCAGACAUGUUCCAUCUUUUUCUUCACUUUCUUUACUUACUGUAUCAAGUUUGAAUCUAUGUAAACUUCAUUACUACUUUUUUGCUAAUAUAUAAAAAUAAAGGCAUAUAGUAUAAUUUUAAUUUGUUUGGAGUCCUGUAAUAGAUACUAAUAAACCCAGUUCUAGAGAGAGAAAGAGUAGUUUGGUUUGGUUUGCUCGAUUGUUUAAUGGAUAAAAGCUGUAAUUCUUCUGGUGAGGGUGAUUCUACUGCUACUUCUGCAAGUAGUAGUAGCAGUGGUAAUAGAGAUAUGUAUUUGAAGCAUCUCAACAAAAUCUCUCAUAAGAUCUCUAAACCCAUUAGGAAACCUGCUUUUUUUGACAACCAGAAUCCGCCGCAGGCGCAGACCCAACACGCGCCACCGCCUCUUCCACCACCUCCUCCUGCCGGGCCGCAAAAUUUGCAGCCACAGCAACAGCCGCCGGUGUAUAAUAUUAACAAGAGUGAUUUUAGGGAUGUUGUUCAGAAGCUUACGGGUUCUCCUGCUCAUGAAAGGAUUUCGACUCCUCCGCCUAUACAGCAACCUAAGGCUGCUAGUUCACGGUUGCAGAGGAUCCGUCCUCCGCCGCUUGCUCAGAUUAGCAGCCGCCCACCUCCGUUUGUGAAUGCUUCUAAUGUUUCUAAUAACGCUGUUGCUGGUGGAGGUAUCGGAAGCGGCGGCGGUGGAUUUGUUGGCGGUCAACGGCCUGUUCAGCCACAACCGUUAUCUCCUCUCCCACCGUUUCCGGCGGUGCAUGCAUCGGCAGAAUCGCCGAUCUCCGCUUACAUGAGGUUUCUACAGAACUCAAUCGCCUCUGGUUCGACUGAUGCCGAUACGAAGCGAUUCUCCACUGGUCUAUCACCACUAGCUCCGCGAUGGAACAACUUUGGUGCGCCGCAGCAGCAGCCGCCAUUUCCUCCUCCUCAGCCGCUUCCCCUGCCGCAUCAACAGAACAUUCCUCCGCCAUCGAUAACGUCUUCCUUUGUUUUACCACCAUUUCCGGCUUUUCCGUCAUCGCCGCUGCCGUUUGGGUGUUUGCCGUCGCCAAGGUCGCCGUACGGUUUGCUGUCUCCCGGUCUGCUGCUUUCACCGUCCCGUCAACUAGGGUUUCAGCAGCUCCCUCUGUCGCCGACACUUCCAGUGGCAAGCCCAAAGUGGAAGGGCAUUUGAGGAAUUUCAUAGAAACAUUAAAAAGAAAAAAAGGUAAGUCUUUUAGGAGCCCUAAAAAUCUAUUUUUUUUUGUUUUUUUUAUAAUAGGAAUAUAGUUUAUAAUUUGUACAUGUACAUUUUGGGGGAAUUAUUGGAUUAUAUUGAAGAGUAGAGUCUUUUAUGCCCAAAUAUGAUGUAGCUAUUAAAUGGCUAAUUAGGGGUUUGUUCUGUACAUGAAUGUUAAAAGACAAUGAAGAGAGAAUUUUUUGUUUGUUCA
Messenger RNA from Solanum dulcamara, 1612 nucleotides. RefSeq names its product VQ motif-containing protein 9. The record is from RefSeq and is a predicted model, not a curated record. Bases 376 to 1356 code for a protein of 326 amino acids. Lineage: Eukaryota; Viridiplantae; Streptophyta; Magnoliopsida; Solanales; Solanaceae. The transcript has a single exon.